AAAUAAAUUUUUAAAAUUUUAUUGCUUUUCUUUACAAAUUUUUAAGCAAACAUUGUCAAAUAAUCUUGAUCAUCCUCCUACUAGUAAAUCAUAAUAAUUAAUAUUUCCUACAGUUUCUUAUCCAGCCCACUAGUUUGUUAUGGGGUUUGUUGUUUUACUUUGCAAUGUCAUUUUUCUCUUUCUUGGAUUCUAGUCUCUUCUUUUCCUUUCACCAAUUGUAUAUAUAUAGUGUACUGUUCUUUCUCAGUGGUUAUGCAAUCCUUCUUGUGUGUAAAUUGCUUCUGCAUUUCUAUGCUUUCUCUGAACCCAUUUUUUCUGUUUGGAUCGUUCAGCUUUCUUCUUAUUUUUAUUCAUUCAAUGGCGAAUGAAGCUACUAACCGAACCCAAAACCCCUCUAGUCACUAUUAUCUACAUCCUCCUAACCAUGCCAGUGCUAAGCUUGUCUCCAACCUCUUCGAUUGAUCAGGCUGUGCUGAUUGGAAACGAAGAAUGAUCAUUGGUUUAACAGCCAAAAACAAAACGUGCUUCGUUGAUGGUUCCUUGGACAAACCUGCUGCUAAUUCUAAUGAAGUCAAGGCAUGGGAACACUGUAAUGACAUGGUGAUUGGCUGGAUCAUCGCUUCGUUAGAAAGAUCGAUUGCAAGAAGUGUUAUGUACUAUGUCACAGAAAAAGAUGUGGAAAGAUCUUGAAGAUCGUUAUGGACAAACUUUUGCUGCACAGGUUUAUUCCUUUCAUACUGAACUGUUUGAUAUUGUUCAAGAACCUAAUAUGACCAUAUCGGUGUAUUUCACCAAAAUUAAAUCUAUUUGGGAUCAACAUAAUGUUCUUGAUCCUCUACCUGUGUGUUCUUUUUAUGGUCGUGCUUGUAAUCUUACUAAAAGAAUGCUGAAAUAACAACAAAGUCAAAGGGUUAUUCGUUUUUAAUGAAGGUUUGUGACUCUUUCAAUCAAGUAUGUAGUAAUGUUUUGAUGAUGGAGGAAUUUCCUAAUGCUUCUUUGGCAUAUAGGCUCUUGUUACAGGAAGAGAGACAUCACACCAUAAGUAAACUCACCACUAGUAUUGUUGAACCAGUUGCUUUUUCAGUUGACAGAAACUCUCAUGAAAGGUUGUAUAAUCACACUAAUACUAGCUAUGGUCAGAAACACUACAAAGGCUCUCAUGUCACUGGCAAUAAGAGGUCUAACAACACAUACUAUUGUGAUCAUUGUCACAUGACUGGCCAUACCAUAGACCGCUGCUACAAGCUUCAUGGUUAUCUCAACAAACACAAGUAUCAUAAUACCAAAAGAAUUGCUGCAUUUGCUAAUGAUACUGGUUCUAUGGAGAAAGAAGAUAUAAAGCAUACUGGUCUUACUGUUGAUCAGUUUACUCACCUUUGUGCUUUACUUGGUAAAAAAGAACCACCUCAAGAUACCACUCUUCUAGAAUCCCUUGACAUUCCAAGCACCGCCAAUAUAGCAGGGCUCUUCAAUGACAAGAUCCAUGCCUCUUGGUAAUCUCACUGGUGGUCUUUAUAUUCUUGAAAGAAAUACAUAAGGCAGCCGUUCAGACACUCCACACGUCAGUACUAAUAAGACUUAUUCAGCAUCUACUUUCACUCCUAAGUCUACUCUUGAAGAAGCUAAACUAUGGCACAUUAGAAUAGGACAUAUCCCUUUUACUCACAUGAAAUUAAUUUGUCCUCGUCUUGAUGUAGCUACUUUAUAAAAGGAAGUAUUCUAUACUAUUUGCCCACAAGCUAGGAAAACUAGGCUCUCUUUUUCUCCUAGCUUUAUUAAAACCAAGGCACCUUUUGACAUGUUACAUGUAGAUGUUUGGGGCAACUACAUAUUAUAAUUGUACUUACUUUCUCACUAUUGUUGAUGAUUUCACAUGUUGUACUUGGGUAUACCUAUUGCAGUACAAAAGUCACUAUUAAUUUUGGGAAUUAUUAUUUAUCG
Messenger RNA from Amaranthus tricolor (Joseph's coat), 1941 nucleotides. RefSeq lists its product as uncharacterized. Bases 925 to 1497 code for a protein of 190 amino acids. The record is from RefSeq and is a predicted model, not a curated record. NCBI's taxonomy places the organism in Eukaryota, Viridiplantae, Streptophyta, Magnoliopsida, Caryophyllales, Amaranthaceae. The transcript is spliced from 2 exons.